GCGCCACAGGCAGCGAGCGAAGCCAGCUCCGGCUCUCGAUUUAUAGUUCCAUUCUUCAAUAGAAUUGCUGUUUUUUAAGGCAUUUAAAUGGUGGAGUAAAAUCGUUUGAUAAAAUGACGAAUUAUGCUCAUUUUCAAACACAGAUAACCACCAUUAUGGAAAUAGUGACAAAAUCAGCGAUAUCAGAAAUUACUAAACUGUUUGACGACAGUUCCUCAGUUUUGUGUUUUGAAAUAUCGAGGAGUUUACAUGAGAAUGAAGCGCUGAAAAAGGAACUACAGUUGCUGCACCAUGAGCUGAGGACAGCGCGACGGCAGAGAGAGGGAAUAGCAAGAGCGCGUGAGAGUCCUGUCAACACUCGAUCUGUAGGAGUUCAGGUUUUAACGGAAAAUGAGGAUGUGUUGUUACCGAAUGAUAUUUGUGAAGUGGAAGAGCAGCACAGAGAGAGAGUUUUUGGGCAGGAGUGCAGCUUCAGCCUGAGAAGAGAUGGAGAACCUGCAGGUGUGGAAGAGUCUGCAAACAAGGAGAAGGUCAGGACUGAACCAGUUCUUAUCAAGCAGGAGAAAUUGGAAGAGGACUUGUGUUACAGUGACCCACAGCCCACACCUGUAGAAGAGGAACAGGUAAUACAGCCCACACCUGUAGGAGAUGUGAAGAAACCGGACACAGAGCCCACACCUGUAGGAGACCCAGAGGAGCUGAGUGAGCAGCACAGGUGUGGACACGGUGAUGAGGAGCUCAGUGGACUGGAGUUUGUGGUGAAGGCAGAGCAAGAGGAAGAGCAUGUAGCCCAGAGACUCAAUCAGACAGGAUGUGAACCCAGUGCAGGAAGACUCAACAAUCUGGGCUCUGAGUAUGUAAUGUAUGAGAGAGACAGUCAGCUGUGGACUUCUUUUACCCAAGGGGACAGUGAUGUAGAGACUGAGGAUCCAGUUUGUUCUAACACUACAGAAAAUUUCUCACAGAAUCUAUCAAUUCACACACAGCUACAACAUGCUCCGGCCACCAUGGAAGUCUCUGGAAACACACUGCCCUCUUUUGGGGCUUCAUAUGUUGAGGAGUUUGAUCAGAUUGGUGAGAAUCAGACAUUACUGCCCCAGCAGCAGCAACAUGGACCCUCAGUAAAACACACGAGAGGCAGUGAGAGCCCAGCCCAGCCACACUCAGGCUCUCAGUAUGAGACCAGCUCUACUCUGAGUACCAGGGUUUUCAACACUGGGAAGAAGGGCAAGACUUAUGGACAAGCUCACUUUGGAAAGAAACCAUUCAUUUGCACAUAUUGUGGGAGGAGUUUUGAUCGCUGUAGUCAUCUCAUCACACAUCACCGAAUUCACACAGGAGAGAAACCGUACUGCUGUACGCAGUGCGGGAAGAAUUUCAAUCGCAAAGGUAAUCUUGUACAACACGAGAGGGUUCACAGCGGAAAUAAGCCGUUUGGUUGCACACAGUGUGGGAAGAGAUUCACUCGAGGAGCUACCCUUCGAGCGCACCACAGAUGUCACACAGGAGAGAGACCGUAUCACUGCACCCUGUGUGGGAAGAGUUUCUCUCACCAGAGUAAUCUUGUUGCGCAUGAGAGGAUUCACACAGGAGUGAAGCCAUACAGUUGUAACUAGUGUGAGAAUACUUUUCUUUCAAAGGUCCUUCAAACCCAGAAGACUUCACUGUUGAAGUAAAGUUCUGAUUGAAAUGGUAUAUAUAUAUUAGUGAUCUGUAUAUUAGCAAUAUACACUCACUGAGCACUUUAUUAGGAACACCUGUACCCCUACUUAUUUAUGUGAUUAUCUAAUCAGCCAAUAGCAGUGCAAUGCAUACAAUCAUGCAGAUACGGGUCAGGAGCUUCAGUUAAUAUUCACAUCAACCAUCAGAAUGAAGAAAAAAAAUUAUCUAAGUGACUUUGAAUGUGCAAUGAUUGUUGGUGCCAGACAGGGUGGUCUGAGUAUCUCAGAAACGGCUGCUUUCCGGGGACUUUCAUGGACAACAGUCAAGAGUUUGCAGAGAAUGGUGCGAAAAACAUCCAGUGAGCAGCAGUUCUGCGGGCAGAAACGCCUUGUUAAUGAGAGAGUUCAGUGGAGAAGGGCCAGACUGGUCAAAGCUGACAGGAAGGUGACAGUAAUGCAAAUAACCACACAUUACAACAGUUGUAUGCAGAAGAGCAUGAAGAGCAUCUGAACACACAACCCGUCAAACCUCUAAGUAGAUAGGCUACAGCAGCUGAAGAUUUCCUCAGUCUAAAUAAUCAGUCUAAUGAAUAGCUAUUAAAGUGCUGACUGAGUGUAUUCGGGUUAAAAAGACAAUUUCUUCAGAAACAUCAUGAAAUGUGACCAUAUCACACUCAAGUGUUACCCUUCAUGUGACUUUCAUAAUAUAUAAAUUGUUUUAAUCUAAAAUUGUAGUUUUGACUUCUUUUUUGUUUGAGCUGAACAUCAGCACUCCCCCACCCAGAAGAUGGAAGGCACCAGAGGCAGAAACCAUGCUAGCCCUGUCAUACUUGCAAUCCUGCUGCUAUACUGCAGUUUUGAUACAUUGAAUUGCACAAUAAAAGGUUCCAUGUGUGUUAUAUGAUCUGACAAGGA
Conger conger (European conger) is the source of this 2576-nucleotide messenger RNA. Its product is annotated as zinc finger protein 629-like. NCBI's taxonomy places the organism in Eukaryota, Metazoa, Chordata, Actinopteri, Anguilliformes, Congridae. Bases 114 to 1616 code for a protein of 500 amino acids. Gene Ontology annotation, molecular function: DNA-binding transcription activator activity, RNA polymerase II-specific; RNA polymerase II cis-regulatory region sequence-specific DNA binding. Gene Ontology annotation, cellular component: nucleus. The record is from RefSeq and is a predicted model, not a curated record. The transcript has 3 exons. Gene Ontology annotation, biological process: regulation of transcription by RNA polymerase II.